Molecule: messenger RNA, 1779 nt
Organism: Fonsecaea pedrosoi CBS 271.37
Lineage: Eukaryota; Fungi; Ascomycota; Eurotiomycetes; Chaetothyriales; Herpotrichiellaceae
Exons: 2
Coding region: 1-1779 (592 amino acids)
Biological process (GO): cell-cell adhesion
Cellular component (GO): plasma membrane
Molecular function (GO): myosin binding
Source: RefSeq, a predicted model, not a curated record
AUGGAAGCUCUAAUCUAUAAUGACUCGCCGAUUGCAGAAUAUCUAGAAGGAGACGCCAUCCCCUUCGAAGCCACCGAGCCAUCCUCCCCUGUCUCAUGCGCCCAACGAACCUAUGCCCCUCGCGGCUUGCCAAAGCUGCGCGAGCAGUUACGAACGAUUCGCCAAACCGCUGCCUACGUGACCGAUGUUGCAAACGAACAGUUCCUCGAGCGGUUUCGCUACGUGAUUGUCGCCUCCCAACUCCUCGCGGACGAACCGAAGCCGAGACGACAACCUCUUCAAAAUGAACAACCCUUCGCACCACAUUCUCUCUCACUCAGAGGUGCUUGUAUAACAGCCGGAAUUUCCUUUUCAGUCGCAUGGUCGCUUCAUCUACUCCAGCGGGGAUAUCCAACAUCUCAGUCACAUCAUUCAACUUGGUCAGAAAUAUGCGUGUACUCGUUGUCCCUAUUGGGGGUUUGUCUGGUUCUUUUGUACUUCGGAAGGCGUCAAUAUCUCGAAUUUCUCCGGCAAUGUGCAGGGUUGACGUUGGGGAAUCUGGUGACGAAUUCGCAUAACUAUGAUAGCAGCGCAGUUGAGGCGCUUCGUUUUAUCCAGGAGGUCGAGAUUGUCUCCCGUGGAUAUGAGAUAAGCCAACCACUACCGCCAAUCAGUCGACUGGAAGACAAGAACUCAUUGAGUCGUUGUCGUGAUCUACGAGCCACCCUUGGAGUUACCCUGACGGCCAACAUCAUACGAUGUGUUGAAGCUCAUAAUGUCAUUCAACCAUUUGUGAGGGACCUCGACCUGAAAAGAUAUCAUGACGUAUACGAGGUCUCGAUGCAGGAUUAUAGCGACGCCGUGGCGGUUGCCAACAACUCUCCUCUCGACACCCGGGACUCUCUGAAAGAACUUCGCUUCCUUUUCCGACUUCAUCUCAUCGCGAGAAAAGUUUUCCUUUGUGAUCUGUUGGCCCUUCACUCUGGCUCAGUCUGGUACAACGUCCGUCAGUGGCGACUGAUAUGCCAUGUGCUGCAAGGGUUAGAGGAUGUACUUUCCCAAGCAGGUCAGCAACUCCACACUGCUAUAGUGCAUGAAGAGUAUGGCGAAGACGGCCAGGACACGGUGUCGGAAGACGCCGAAACAGCAGCUGAACGGACCAUAGACGCCACUACGCCGCAAAAACGACACACCAAGGCUCAAUUACGCCGAUUUGAAGCGGUGGCCAACGCUAUACGAUCCCUGAACGCCAAAGUCCACCUACUUAGGGAAGAGAUAAACUCUCUCAAGUCGAAAGAUGACUCCGCCCUCAGCAUGGCCAUCACUGGACAUUACGAUCAGCUAGGGGCUGAGAUUCGAAACGCCCUAGUCGAGUGGGAAAAGGGGCGAAACACCAUGUUCCUCAACGUUGGGACCGAACGUGACAAUCGUUUCUCCAUAUCAUCCAGCGGCAUGAGAUCACCAGCGUCGCCCUCUCCGAGCAGUCUGGGUGGACUGACGGUGGUGGAUGGAGGACCUGCAGAAGCACUAAAGCUGCUGAGUGGCGACGAACGGAGCUCAUCUGAUGGUGGUGUAGGAUUGGAUGAAGAGGUGUUCGAAGCGGUGGCCUUGCCACGCAAGAGGAUGUCUUGGGCGCCAAUGAGCCGCGAAGAGAAGCUCAACAAACUUCAAGAGGACCGGAGGAAGCGGGCGACCUUUCAGGAGCACGCCGAAAAUACAACCAACAUGCUGCGGGAACUGCAGAUGGUAAUCAAACAUCGCCCUCCGGCCAGAUCUGAUACGCGCAUCACUUCGAUAUAA